AUGGGUUUAUUUGGCGCAUUAGCAGGAGUUGCAUCCAGAUUUUUGCCCGCAGUGGGAACAAUAGCCAGAGGUGUAUUUGGAGUUGGAAGGAAGAUUUUGAGUACAUUAGGUAUACUUAAAGAGAAAGCACAACCUAUUAUACAAACUGUACAGAAAGGUUGGGAUGUAGCACGAGAUGCAACAAAUCUUAUUCCAAAUCCUGAAACAAGAGGAAAAGUUCAAGGAUGGAUGGACAAUGUAGGAAGACAAGCAGGAAACUAUUAUAACAAAGCAAAUGACUACUAUAACCAAGCAGGACACUAUAUGGACCAAG
Molecule: messenger RNA, 313 nt
Organism: Trichomonas vaginalis G3
Lineage: Eukaryota; Parabasalia; Trichomonadida; Trichomonadidae
Exons: 1
Source: RefSeq, a predicted model, not a curated record